This is a messenger RNA of Hibiscus syriacus, 3150 nucleotides long. Its product is annotated as SART-1 family protein DOT2-like. The record is from RefSeq and is a predicted model, not a curated record. The transcript has 13 exons. NCBI's taxonomy places the organism in Eukaryota, Viridiplantae, Streptophyta, Magnoliopsida, Malvales, Malvaceae. Gene Ontology annotation, biological process: mRNA cis splicing, via spliceosome; maturation of 5S rRNA. Gene Ontology annotation, cellular component: U4/U6 x U5 tri-snRNP complex. Bases 175 to 2835 code for a protein of 886 amino acids.
AAGAGUGCAAACUAUUGCGAAUGUUCUCUUUCUGCGAAACUAGUGUUACUCUCUAAACUUCGUCACCUAUAUUUCAUCUCCGGCCGCCGGAUCUCCUCAUUCGCCGCCGUUGCCCCUAUAUAUUGACCUCCAUUCGAGCUUCCGAUAAUUUUUUGAGUUUUUCUAUUACUUGCAAUGGAGAAGGAUAGAUAUGAUAGGGAAGACAAUGCUUCCAGAGAACGCUGGGAUGGAGGAGCCUACAGUGGUGAAUUGGAGCAAAAUGAAAAGCAUCGGAAUAAGGACAAGAAGAAGAGCAGUCGAGAAGAAGAAAAGGAUCACCGGGGUAGGGAAAGAGAGCGGGACCGUUCUAAGAGAAGCAGUGAUGAGGUCUUGAAAGAAAGGGAGAAUGAAUCCUCAGAAAAGGAUAGAGUGUCAACCAGGGAGAGGAGGAAGGAUGACGGAGAUGAGCAUGGGAAGGAAAGAAGUAAAGAUAGUAAGGUGAGGGAAAAAGAAAGAGAUCAUGACAGGGAUAAGUAUAGAGAUAAAGAACAUGAGCGUGAAAGAGAGAAGGAUCGAAAGGAUCGAGGAAAGGAAAAGGACAGGGAGAGGGAUAGAGAGUCUGAGAAGGAGAGGGGAAAGGAUAAAAUUAGAGAUAGGGAUAGAGAAAAGGAAAAGGAAAGAGACAAGGGAAAGGAAAGGGAAAAGGAGAGAGAGAAAAUUAAGGAUCGAGAGAAGGAGAGGGAAGGUGAGAAGGAUAGAGAUCGAGAGAAGGGAAAGGAGAGAAUUAAACAGAAAAAUAGGGAGGAAGACUAUGAAGGAAGCAAAGAUGGGGAGCUAGCAUUAGACUAUGAAGAGAGUAGGGAUAAAGAUGGAGAUGAAUUGAAUGCUGGACGCAAUUCAGGUUUAGCGCAGGCAGCUUCAGAGAUUGAGGAGCGUAUUGUGAGAAUGAAAGAAGAAAGAUUGAAAAAGAAAUCUGAAGGUAUUUCGGAGAUUUCAACAUGGGUUAGUAAAAGUCGUAAAACUGAGGAGAAAAGGAAUGCUGAAAAGGAGAAAGCUUUGCAGCUAUCAAAAAUUUUUGAAGAGCAGGAUAAUUUCGUUCAGGGAGAAGAUGAAGAUGAGGAGGCUGAUAAUCACCCUUCUCAUGAUCUAGCAGGGGUGAAAGUUCUUCAUGGCCUUGACAAAGUAAUGGAUGGCGGAGCUGUUGUUUUAACACUCAAAGAUCAAAGCAUACUUGCUAAUGGUGACAUUAAUGAAGAUAUUGAUAUGCUUGAAAAUACUGAAAUUGGAGAGCAGAAGCGACGAGAUGAGGCUUACAAGGCUGCAAAGAAGAAAACUGGGGUUUACGAUGACAAGUUCAAUGAUGAGCCUGGUUCAGAGAAAAAAAUACUGCCGCAAUAUGACGAUCCAGUCACAGACGAGGGUGUAAUUCUGGAUGAAAGGGGGCGCUUUACUGGUGAAGCUGAAAAGAAACUAGAAGAGCUCCGUAAAAGGUUACAAGGAGUUCCCACUAAUAACCAUGUCGAAGAUCUUAAUAAUGCUGCUAAGAUUUCAUCGGAUUAUUACACCCAAGAGGAAAUGCUUCGAUUUAAAAAGCCCAAAAAGAAGAAAGCUUUGCGGAAGAAAGAGAAGUUGGAUAUAGAUGCCCUUGAAGCAGAAGCCAUCUCUUCUGGGCUUGGUGCUGGAGAUCUUGGUUCUAGAAAUGACUCUAGAAGACAAGCAAUUAAAGAGGAGGAAGCCAGAUCUGAGGCUGAAAAGAGAUAUAAUGCAUACCAAGCAGCAUAUGCCAAAGCAGAUGAGGCAUCUAAGCUACUCCGGCAUGAACAAACUCUUACAGUAAAACCUGAAGAAGAUGAAAAUCAAGUUUUUGCUGAUGAUGAAGAGGAUCUUUAUAAAUCGCUUGAAAAAGCAAGGAGGUUGGCUCUUAAAAAGCAAGAAGAAAAAUCAGGUCCACAAGCUAUUGCACUUCUUGCUACCAAAGCUGCCAGCAAUCAAACUGCAGAUGGUCAAAACACCUCCACUGGAGAGGUACAGGAAAACAAGGUUGUAAUUACAGAGAUGGAGGAGUUUGUAUGGGGUCUUCAACUUGAUGAAGAAGCCCAUAAGCCCGAAAGUGAAGAUGUUUUCAUGGAUGAGGAUGAAGUACCUGGAGCUUCUGAACAAGACAAAACAAAUGCAGAAAAUGAGGUGGGUGGAUGGUCGGAAGUAGCUGAUACUAGUGCUGAUGAAAAGCCUGCUAAUGAGGAUAAGAAUGAGAUUGUUCCUGAUGAAACUAUUCACGAAGCUGCAGUUGGCAAAGGAUUAUCAGGCGCACUGAAGCUGCUUAAAGAUCGAGGAACACUUAAAGAAACUGUUGAAUGGGGUGGCCGGAACAUGGACAAGAAAAAGAGCAAACUUGUUGGCAUUGUAGACGAAGAUCGUCAAAAUGAUAGGUUCAAAGAUAUUCGCAUCGAAAGGACAGAUGAAUUUGGUCGAAUUAUGACUCCCAAGGAAGCCUUCCGGAAUCUUUCUCAUAAAUUUCAUGGCAAGGGGCCAGGCAAAAUGAAGCAAGAAAAACGGAUGAAGCAAUAUCAGGAAGAAUUGAAGCUGAAGCAAAUGAAAAAUUCAGAUACACCUUCACUUUCAGUGGAGAGGAUGAAGGAAGCUCAAGCUCAGCUGAAAACACCUUACCUUGUCCUUAGUGGUCAUGUUAAACCAGGGCAAACUAGUGAUCCUGCAAGCGGCUUUGCUACUGUUGAGAAGGAUUUUCCAGGAAGCUUGACACCUAUGAUUGGUGAUAGAAAGGUUGAGCAUUUCUUGGGAAUCAAGCGCAAGGCUGAGCCUGGGAAUUCAGGCGCACCAAAGAAGCCUAAAACUUGAAAUUUGGCCAGUAAGAAGUUGCGGUAAUGCCGAUUAACAUGAUGAGGUUUCGGUUUCUUUGCUCGGAAGUGGGGUCAUCGGAAUUGGUCAUAUGAUGCAGGUAACACCAACUCAAGUUGUAGACAAUCUCAAAACAAACUUUGAUUCCAAUACCAUGUUAUGGAUAAUUCGACUUGUUUUUGUUAUGAUGUUCUAUGGAUUCAACGUCGGAAGAAAGAACUUCCUUGUAUGGAAAACAAAAAGUUUUGGAUAAAAUUUUAUAUGUAAUUGAUGUAUUAUCCAAGUGUCAAAUGCAUCCUAUUUAUUUCUGAUUUA